Penicillium maclennaniae is the source of this 1602-nucleotide messenger RNA. Its product is annotated as putative amidase. The record is from RefSeq and is a predicted model, not a curated record. NCBI's taxonomy places the organism in Eukaryota, Fungi, Ascomycota, Eurotiomycetes, Eurotiales, Aspergillaceae. Gene Ontology annotation, molecular function: catalytic activity. The coding region runs from base 1 to 1602 and encodes 533 amino acids. The transcript has 2 exons.
AUGUCGGUCCUGUUCACGAGUAUUUCGGAGAACAAUCCAGUGAAGCCAGGCGAUGUUCAGGAACUCAUUCAGCCCUUGGGACUUUCUAUCGAUCCCUCCGAGGCAGACGAUUUUGCCACUCUCCUAGCAGCUGUGCAUGAUUGUGCCGAGAGCGUCGCUGCUUUGCCGGAUUAUCAGCCCGUUCCUGAUCAAGUCAAAUAUCCUCGCGAAAAUGUGCGGCGACCAACGAAAGACGAGCAGGUGCUAGGCCAGGCAUGGGCACAUCGGUUCUUGAUACGUGGCAAUCCCGAAGGCGGCAAAUUGACAGGAAAAUCCGUUAGUUUGAAAGAUGUUAUUGCAGUGGCCGGAGUUCCUCAGCUGCUGGGCAGCGAUAUUAUUCCUUCCUGGACUCCGACCAUUGACGCGACAGUCGUGACAAGACUGUUGGAAGCUGGCGCUGACAUUCACGGAACGUCGACUUGUGAGAAUCAUUGCCAUUCAACCUCAUCAUAUACCAGUGCGCAAGGGACAGUGGAGAACCCACAUGCUACUGGUUACUCAGCAGGAGGAAGCACCUCCGGAGGAGCAGCUUUGGUGGCCGCUGGUCUCGUAGAUAUCACAAUUGGAGGCGACCAGGGUGGCAGUAUCCGAGUUCCCGCCUCGUUUUGUGGAUGUGUUGGUUUGAAACCGACUUACGGGAGGGUUCCUUUUACGGGCAUUUCCAGUGGAGAUGCCAUGAACGACCAUGCAGGCCCACUCGCCCGAAGUACCCUUGAAGUUGCAGCGUGUCUGGAUGUCAUCAGUGGAUACGAUGGCAUUGAUGACAAGGCACUCGCAAGUUCGCAGCCCGGCUCUACAGAUUUCGCAGAGGUCCUGAAAGCGAGCCCCCAACGAUUGGACGGUCUCAAAAUCGGUAUUUUAAGAGAAGGAUUCGAACACGAUACUGUGAGCUCCAGUGUCAAGCACUCAGUCUUGAAUGCAGCCCAUAAGUUCGAAGAACUUGGUGCAAGCGUAGAAGAAGUAUCUCUACCAGAGCACCUUUACGGACCAGCAAUCUGGACCAUUCAGCAACGAAUUGCCGGAGCCCAGACUCUACUGGGACAAAACACCGGCCGGAGAGGUUUAUAUAUGACCGAAGCGGAGCAAGCAAGACUGCCAUGGACAGACGAAGGGUUCCAGCGCGCAUUCCCAUCCACGAAGAACGUCAUAAUCAACGGCCUAUAUCUCAUGUCUCAUUUCCCAGGCCUCUAUGGCAAGACUGUCAACAUCGGACGUCAGCUUUGCGAUAAAUACCAGGCCUUUUUCGAGAAAUAUGAUGUGUUGGUUAUGCCCACAACUCCUGUUGUUGCACCCAAACACGGGAAGCGAGGUCUUCCGCUAGAGUCUCUCAAGCCCAGUAUGGGGCUUACUAUAAAUACUGCUAUCUUCGAUGUCACAGGUCAUCCGGCGCUUUCAAUUCCCAUCGGCUUUGCUCCGGCUCAGGAGAAUGAUCAAGUCAUGCUACCCGUUGGUAUGCAGAUUGUUGGAGGACUGUGGCAAGAGGAAAAAGUCUUGCGUGCUGGACAUGCUUGGGAGUCUUCUUUUGACUGGAAGAAGAUGCAAUUUAGCACAGUUCAAAACUAG